This is a messenger RNA of Hippocampus comes (tiger tail seahorse), 3760 nucleotides long. It is a transcript of the gene afdnb, whose product is annotated as afadin, adherens junction formation factor b. The record is from RefSeq and is a predicted model, not a curated record. Gene Ontology annotation, molecular function: cell adhesion molecule binding. Gene Ontology annotation, cellular component: adherens junction. Gene Ontology annotation, biological process: signal transduction; regulation of protein localization. NCBI's taxonomy places the organism in Eukaryota, Metazoa, Chordata, Actinopteri, Syngnathiformes, Syngnathidae.
GGGCUUGGAGGGGGGCCGUGAAGAGGGGAUAAAGUCGGCGAUGAUGUUAAGACCUCGCUGAGGGGGCAUGGCGAGCUUAAAGCACAAGCAAACAGGGACGGGUACAGUUGGGAAAGUUUGUUUCUCUCGACUCCGGAAGUCAGCUGGAGGGAGCAUUCGCUGGCGCAAAAUGCCGACCGAGGAAGAACGGGAAAAGUUGGCCCACGUCAUCAGGCGGUGGAACAACAACAGACUGGACUUGUUUGAAAUAAGCGAACCGGACACGAAUCUGGUGUUUCAGGGUGUGAUGCGCUUCUACUUCGAAGAUCGUGCCGGGGGAAACGUUGCUACCAAGUGCCUGCGUUUUUGCAGCGACGCUUCAACCACCGAGGUGGUCGAAACUCUGGCCGAGAAAUUCCGGCCCGAUAUGAAAAUGCUCAGCACUUGCCAUUCCUUGUACGAGAUCCACGGCAAUAAAGAACGUCAACUGGAUCCAGACGAGAGACCUUUGGUGGUUCAGUUAAACUGGAACUCGGACAACCGAGAAGGACGGUUCGUGCUUAAGCAAAGCAAGGAGACGCCCGGGGAGAGCGGUCACAACAAGGAAAAGGGGGGCGUGAUCCAGACCUUCAAGAGGACGCUGUCGAGAAAAGACAAGAAGAACAGAAACAAAGGGGCUGACGAGCCUGCAGGGGACGAGAACAGGGCGAGUGAAAACCCAGCGAAUGGCAACCCAGAAACACCAGGACGGUGCACGGGAGCGAAAAGGCAAGGAGAGUGGCAGGCGGACACAAGCGGUCCUCAGCCGGACUCCUUCGAUCAGCUUGGUUUACCGCUUGGAAUUCAACUCUGCGAUCACUCCGAGGAGGCCUUCCUGACGGCAGUCAUAAAUUACUCCAACAGCUCCACGAUUCACUUCAAGCUCUCGCCAGCGUAUGCCCUCUACGCCGCGGGCCGCUUCGCGCUGCGACGUCCGGACGCGGCGACUGGCGGCGUAAGCUCUAUCGUAGACAAAAUGGUGGCUGUGACGAGCAAGGUCAUCCAGGCAAGUCCAGAAGCAUACUCUUGUCACGUAAGUCUGCCCAGUGUCAGAGGCAGAGGUGGGGAUGCAAAUGAGGAAUGGGGGGGGACGCCACAAAGACAGCAUAUUCUCUUCAUCUUCCAGAGGCAGCAGGAUAUCGCCGGAGCUCUCGCCUUCUGGUUGGCUAACACUUCAGAGCUGCUCAACUUUUUCAAACAUGACAAGGACCUCAGCGGGCUCACGCGACAAAGUCAGUUGGAUCUGUCGCACCUCGUGCACAAAGCUUACAGCCACCUGAUUCAGUGCAUCCAGAUUGAGCUCAGCAAGAAUCUGCCGACCUUUUUGAUCGAUCCCGAGCAACAUGGUCCUCUUCCUGCCGGGACAGAGAUGGUGCUGAACACCUUGAUGAACAGCAUGUCACUGUUGCGCCGCUACCAGGUCAACCCGGCCCUCGCCAUCCAGCUCUUCUCCCAGCUCUUCCACUUCAUCAGCACCUGGCUCUUCAACCGUCUCGUCAACCCUGACACCAGCACCCCGGGCCUGCGCUCCCACUAUUGGGGGGCGGCUCUCCGCCAGAGGUUGACCGGCAUAGAGGCCUGGGCGGAGAGGCAGGGCCUGGAGCUGGCGGCCGACUGCCAUCUGGGACGCGUCAUCCAGGCAACGAUGCUCCUGACCAUGAAUAAAUACACCACAGAAGAUGUGAAAGAGAUCCAGAACAGCUGCUUCAAGCUGAAUUCCUUGCAGCUGCAGGCUUUGCUAAGCGGAUACUUUUACGCCCCCAAUGAGCCUCACAUCCCAGCGGAAUUGAUCACUGCUGCGGUCAUGGCCGCAGAGGCCUCGGCGGACAAUCUGAUUCGGCAGGAAGGCCGAGACGUACAGCUGGAGGAGAACCUAGACCUCCACCUGCCCUUCCUGCUGCCAGAUGGCGGCUACUCCUGCGACAGCAUGAGAGGAACCCCUCCCGGAUUUCGGGAGUUCCUGGAGCCCAUUUGCCAGAGAGGUCUCUGCUAUCUAACCUCCCAGCAGAACCCGAAAGGAGAUUGGACCGUCUUCUUCAAUGAACCAGGAACUCCAUACUUGGACAACCAGAAAGAGCCACAGACCGUUACGAUCACCCUGAAGAAACCUCUCAACAGUGGCAUGGGGGUCAGCAUUGUGGCUGCCAAGGGAGCGGGCCAAGACCACCUUGGGAUUUACAUCAAGUCAAUCGUCAAGGGAGGCCCAGCUGAGAUGAAUGGACUGUUGACGGCGGGGGACCAGCUGCUCAGCGUGGACGGUCAAAACCUCCUCGGUCUCAGUCAGGAAAGGGCGGCGGCGAUCAUGAUGCAAACCGGGCCUAUUUUGACCUUAAAAGUGGCCAAGUUUGGCGCCAGCUUCAAUGGCCUCGGUGCUCUGUUGGGCGAUCCCGCCCCUCCUAAGACUGCAGCGGGUGAUAACAGCCACGUCGCAGCAAGCCGGAAGGAAAUUCCUCUGUACGCUGUGGAGGAGCUUGCUCAACCGGAGCAGUCGGGGUUUCGGCACGGCCGCCGCGGGGAAAAGAAAGCGCAGAUCAUGCAGAGGAACAGGCAAUUUUAUCGCUCCAACCCCAACAUGGCCGAUUUUGCCCUCGAGGAUGGGGAUGAGCUCGCCAACCGAGACGUGCGGGGGAACAAGUCACUUUCCAACCUUUCCACCGAUACAUUUCAUCGAGAAUAUUUGACGCUCCCGACUCCGAAAUAUCAGGACAAGAACACAUCCGCAUCCGGUCGACCGCAGCAAAUGUUUCAGGUGUCUCUGAGGCCUUUGGGAGGACCGAAUGCUGUUCACAAAAGGAGCUUGAUGCGUCAAGCGGUUUCACAGGAGAACUUGUGCGUGGACACGGGAGGCCCCCUGCUGGACACAAGUCAGAUUAUCUGGCAGGGCCGAGGUGCCAAGCAAAACUACCACUCGCACCUUCCCGUUCGCCCGAGCGUCUCCAACCAAAACCUCCUCGUUGACAACUGCUGUCCGGACAAAGGGCAGCAAGGGAGCCGCGCGGGAAUCUGGAGGACCCCCUUUUCACAACAGCCCACGCCGACACCUUCCAUCCAACCCGUCCGCAUCGACAUCCCCGUGACCAGGCCGCUCGCUUCUCACGCCAAUCCUCCUCUCACCACAUUUCAACAUCGUUCCCGUCUUGUGGCACUGAGGUCCGGUAGUACCCUUCAAAUAAACGGACACUCGGAUCAAAGGAGUCCGAAACCGCCCGUCAACUACUACGCAUGUCCGAUUCCCGCUGAUCAGAAGCUGCCUCGACCUUCGCGGCUAUCCCAGCAACAUGCGGCAAAACCUCAAGUGAGCAUCACUCCCACAAAGCACGUUUCCUUUCAAGAACCACUGAGCCAGCAGAAGCAUGGCGCUUGUCCGGCGGAGCCAAAAGACUUCCGGGAACCGAACGAGACGCCGAAGCCGAGAGAGGACGAACUCCUGGAGCAGGAGGUAAAGGCGCUUCAGGCCAAGGAGGAACUCGGCGCCAAGGAGACGGAGCGACUUGGCAGACUGAGCCUGGAGUGGCAGUUUCAGAAGAGGCUGCGAGAGAUCCAGCAAAGGGGCGAGGACGAGGAUGAGGACGAUGACGACUUGGACAUGAUGGUGAUGAUACGAGAGUUGGAGAAAAGAGCUCAGAAAACGAAAAGCCCAACGGAGAAAGCAACAAAUGACGAUUUGAAAGCAGAGACCAAAAGUCUUGCCGUCCCAAAAGAUGAGAAAACAGGUACUUUGUUGGUGGAAUAUUGAUCCUGU